UUCCAGCUGAGUCUGUGACAUUAUCUGGCAUAACCAAUCCUGUGAAGGAAGGUGAAACUAAAACACUGACUUGUACCACAUCAACCAGUAAUCCAGCAUCUCAGAUAUCAUGGUUAAAAGAUAACAAUGUAUGGACUGCUAAUACAUAUGAAUCUAUUACAUCUAAUGUUACAAGAGAUGGAGAUUAUAAUGGUAAAAUAAGUGAACAACAGAUGACAAUAUCCAUACAAGCAGAACAUAACAGUAAAUCAUAUCAUUGUCAAUCAAGUCAUAUAGACUUUACUGGUCACGUGAUUUCUACUGUCAUUCAUCUUACUGUGUAUUAUAAACCAUAUUUUGUGAACGUAUCAAAGAAUCAGCGAUUCUAUGCAAGCAAAGGGAGCGUAGCAGAACUACGAUGUGAGAUUGAAAGCAACCCACUUUCUUCGGUAAUAUGGUAUGGUCCGAAUAAUCAACCAAUAAAUAUUGACAAUAGAAUCAGCAUCAACACAGUGUCACGUGGAACCUUAUAUGAAAGCAUAUUGACAAUACAGAAUACAAUGCUAAGUGACUAUGGUAAUUAUUCCUGUUUUGCAGAAAACGAUAUUGGCAACACAACCUUUAUUGUCACGUUCAAAGAUAAAAGUGUUCCAGAUGCACCAAAGUCCGUUGUACCAAUAACACGAUUCUAUGACAGUCUGGUUGUCACUAUAAUUCCCGGAUAUGACGGUGGAGAUGCAGAUACAACAUAUUUUAUACAAUAUCGUACCCGGAGAAAUGCAACCUUCAUCGAAUUGAACGCUGAUAACUCAGAGACAACAAAUAUCACGAUAGAAAUACUUGAAUUAUAUCCGUCAACACUAUAUGAAUGUAGAGCAUAUGCUGCGAACGCAAUUGGUUUAGGACCAUAUAGUAAUGCUAUUAUAAUAAGAACAUUGGAUGAGCCAAUCGUAGAACUGGAUCAUGAUACUACUACAUUGAGCUGGACACGUCACGAGAACGAGACAUACACAUGUGUGAAAAUAGAAACACGUCACGUGGAUGUCACAUGGGAUGUUAUAGUGAAAUGCAUCGAUAGAAAUAUACUCGAAUACAAAGUAAAUGAUACAAAUAGGGAAUACAGAAUUACAUAUUGCACUGCAGACGGUUUUUGUGAAAGUCGAGAUUUCUCUGCAUUUACAAGAAGAACCAGUAAUG
Molecule: messenger RNA, 1176 nt
Organism: Saccoglossus kowalevskii
Lineage: Eukaryota; Metazoa; Hemichordata; Enteropneusta; Harrimaniidae
Product: peroxidasin-like
Source: RefSeq, a predicted model, not a curated record